This is a messenger RNA of Prorocentrum cordatum, 834 nucleotides long. Lineage: Eukaryota; Dinophyceae; Prorocentrales; Prorocentraceae. The record is from the annotation of a GenBank genome assembly.
AUGGUGGAGUUGUACGCGUUGAUCGACGACGGUAUUCGAGCAAUGUCGCUCCGGGUGACGUCGGCCGUAGGGCCAGCGCUAGCGAAGGCCGUGCUUAGAGGCGAGCUGCUCGCGAACGCGAAGGAGCGCGGUGAGGCGCGGAAGUCGGGGGCGGGGCGUGUGAGGCGAUACGCCGUGCCAUUGGUCAGGCAUGUGUUUUAUAGGUUGAUCAAGGCGUGCAUGUCCGAGAGCACGGCGGGGGCCUUGCUCCUCCGGCUGAUGCAGGCGCGGGCGGCGAAGUUCCCAGAGAGGCCCCGCGUCUUCGACUUGCAGGGCGUGCAGUGCAAGGUGUGCACCUGGAUCAUGGCCCUGGGGGGCGGCCACUGGUUUCGUCAGUGGCGCGGCACCGCCACCGUCGUCUGCGCCACGAUAUCACCUCUCCUCAUGUGCGAGGAUGCCGCAGUCAGGCGAAUCACGCUGGACACGCUGAAGGCGUGGGCUCCUGUGAUCACUCUUGGGGGGUACACUGGUGUAGCGGCCGUGAACGUCGCCCAGCUCAUGGGGGAAAACUGGCCGCGCCAAGCCGUCGAGGCGGCGAAGAUCACGUGCCCAGACGACGCGGUCGUCGCCGGGAGCGGCCAGCAGAAGCGGCGGAUUCUGCUCAACGCAGUCGGCGUUGCCGAUCUGCUCUUGAACAUGGGCAACCGCGGGGAGCUCAAGAAGGUGAAGGGGUACUGCGCGCAGGUCCUUGGCGGCACCCGGGAGGCGCCCUUGCGCCGAAGUGGCAGCGCUGGCAUUUUGCCAUUCGUGCUGGACCUCGUGCGCGCCGCCUCCGUUAACCUCACUGUGCCGAAG